Galendromus occidentalis (western predatory mite) is the source of this 864-nucleotide messenger RNA. Its product is annotated as UPF0454 protein C12orf49 homolog. The record is from RefSeq and is a predicted model, not a curated record. The transcript is spliced from 3 exons. Gene Ontology annotation, biological process: positive regulation of SREBP signaling pathway. Bases 198 to 779 code for a protein of 193 amino acids. NCBI's taxonomy places the organism in Eukaryota, Metazoa, Arthropoda, Arachnida, Mesostigmata, Phytoseiidae.
GAUCGGGAUUCAUUCUAAAGCAGUAAGGCCUUCUGGUCUUCACACACACGGCAGCGCUCUGUUGUGCUUCUCCCCUUCCAGUCACCAUGCCGCUCAGCUGGCCGUCAUUCGGUGUUUGUCAUUUUUGACACUAUGAAGCGGUGUCUGUCGCUGAAGAGGCGCAUAUCCGUAAUUCGCGGUCCAGGGGAUGUGAUGUGAUGAUUAACGCCAGUCAGUUCAUUCGUUUUUUCCGUAAGAAACUUGUACUGGGCUUAAUCUUCUCAGCUUCCCUCAUUUACUGCGUCACUACUGUCCUCCGGGAUUCACCGGGGGUCGGUCAAGGCGCCGACGGUUCGGAAAUGGGUUCGAUAUCGUUGCCCGCCAACUCAUUUCGCUGGACCACGAACACUACGUCCCUGACAUGCCGGAAUUCUCUCCAGGGCCCACAAUGGGUUGCCGAUGACCGAGGAUAUGUGUGCAAUAGGACUCUGCUUCUGAGCUCGGGCUGCUGCGAUGCCGAUCAAGGCCUCGAGAGAUAUCCGUGCGAUUCAUGCGCUGACGGCUGUUGUUCUUCGUACGAGUUCUGUAUUUCGUGCUGUCUACGUCCCCAACAGCGACCCACGCUCGAAAGGGUCCUGGGACGCCUGGGUCGGAGCCCGAAAUCCCUCAAAUUGUAUGCGCUCGUACAAACUCAAUUUGAUCUUUGCCUGACCAAAUGCAGGACGUCAUCGCAGAGUGUGCGGAAUGAAAACACCUACAUCGAUCCCGUCAAAAAACAUUGUUUCGGAGAAAAUUCCUAACGUCAAGUUCCAGCUACUACGGGAAACUGAGCAUCGGUGAUGCAAGAGGGGUAUUGUACAGUGAAAUUGAAUAAAGGUUUGACGC